UCUCAUAAUAUUUUUUCACAUUUCUUUCACUCUCUUGUUACAGGCAGCAGAGAGUGGAAAUGUGGAGGACUUCAUGCGAUUGUACCUCAGUGAGCCAUCUCGGCUUGCUGUGAGGGACGUGAGGGGAAGAACCGCAGCCCACCAGGCUGCAGCCAGAAACAACACUAAUAUACUGCAUUUUAUCAACAACUAUGGAGGAGAUUUAAAUGCUAGAGACAAUACGGGCAAUACUCCUCUUCAUGUCGCGGUUGAAAGCGAAGCUCUUGAUGCUGUAGAGUUCUUAUUGCAACAGCACGUCGAUACUGGGGUCCUCAAUGAAAAGACCCAAGCACCAAUUCAUUUGGCUACUGAAUUAAAUAAGGUAUCGGUCCUCCAGAUAUUUGCGAAGUACAAGAGCCAGUUCAACGUGGAUCUGGGCGGUGAGCAUGGGCGCACUGCACUGCACUUCGCAGCCAUACACGAUCAUGACAUGUGCGCGAGAGUGUUGAUUACUGACCUCGGUGCCGAAUCCAAGCGGCCCUGCAACAACGGAUACUACCCUAUUCACGAGGCAGCCAAGAACGCGUCUUCUCGGGCCAUGGAAGUUUUCCUCCAAUGGGGGGAGUCCAAAGGAUGUACCAGGGAGCAAAUGAUAUCGCUGUACGAUAAUGAAGGGAACGUUCCCUUGCACUCGGCGGUGCAUGGAGGAGAUAUUAAGGCGGUGGAGCUCUGCUUGAGGUCUGGAGCGAAGAUAUCAACUCAACAACACGAUCUGUCAACGCCGGUGCAUUUGGCUUGCGCUCAGGGUGCCCUCGAGAUUGUGAAGCUGAUGUUUAGCAUGCAGCCCAAAGAGAAAAUGGCUUGCCUUAUGUCCUGUGAUGUCCAGAAGAUGACACCGAUCCACUGCGCUGCCAUGUUCGACCAUCCGGACAUUGUCAACUACCUGAUCUCCGAAGGAUCUGACAUAAACCCCUUAGAUAAAGAAAGAAGAUCUCCUUUGCUGCUGGCAGCAUCAAGAGCUGGUUGGAGAACGGUGCACACGUUGAUUAAACUAGGUGCAGAUAUUCAACUGAAGGACAUCAAUUCAAGGAAUGUGCUUCACUUGGUUGUCAUGAAUGGAGGGCGCCUUGAAGAUUUUGCGGCCAGUUGCAAGGAUCGCUGUGAGAAAAGUUUAGCUCAGUUGCUGAACGAAAAAGAUAACACUGGCUGCUCACCGCUCCAUUACGCCAGCAGGGAGGGCCACAUCAGGUCCCUGGAGAACUUGAUCAGACUGGGCGCCUGCAUCAACUUGAAGAACAACAAUAACGAGAGCCCUCUGCACUUUGCCGCCAGAUAUGGCCGCUACCACACUGCCUGCCAGCUCUUAGAUUCUGACAAAGGCACGUUCAUCAUCAACGAGAGUGACGGCGAAGGUCUUACGCCUCUUCAUAUUGCUUCACGUGAAGGUCACACAAGGGUCGUCCAGCUCCUUCUGAACAGGGGAGCCUUACUGCACAGGGACCACAACGGACGCAACCCCUUGCAUCUGGCUGCUAUGAGCGGGUACACCCAAACCAUUGAACUGCUGCAUUCAGUGCAUUCCCAUUUGCUGGAUCAGGCUGAUAAAGAUGGCAACACCCCUCUGCACCUAGCCACGAUGGAGAACAAGCCUAACUCCAUAGCGCUGCUCCUCUCUAUGGGCUGCCGCUUCAGCUACAACAACCUGGACAUGAGUGCCAUCGACUACGCCAUCUACUACAAGUUCCCGGAGGCCGCGUUGGCUAUGGUCACCCAUGAACAAAGAGCCAAGGAAGUGAUGGCUCUUCGCUCAGAUCGCCACCCGUGCGUGACGUUAGCUCUGAUCGCUUACAUGCCGCGUGUCUUUGAAGCGGUCCAGGACCGGUGCAUCACCAAGGCCAACUGCAAAAAGGAUUCCAAGAGCUUUUACAUCAAGUACAACUUCGAUGCGCUAUGUCCUCAAUUAAAGGACGAAGACGGCACAAAGAAAACCGAAAGCGUUCCGAAAUCGCAGAAAAUACCGUUACCAGCUCUCAACGCGAUGGUUGCUCAUGGCAGAGUUGAACUCCUAGCUCAUCCAUUGAGUCAAAAAUAUCUACAAAUGAAAUGGAACUCCUACGGAAAGUACUUUCACCUGGCAAAUCUCCUGUUUUACUGCAUUUACCUAAUAUUUGGGACAGUUUAUACAUAUCUAUUGAUGGCAAACGUCGAUCCGAGUACAGCAGCUGUAGUAAAACCGGUUACAUGUAAUUCUCCUGUUUUAAAUCUAUCAGACGAUAAGAUAAUUUCAGAACGCGUGGAAAAUAGUACAACUAUUGAUAAUAAUAGUAAGCCAAUAGAUUUUGAAAUCAUGGUGGCAAUGUACACAAGCACAGUAGCGAUAAUAGUCUACAACGUAAUCUGCAUAAUACGAGAGGCGUAUAAUCUGAAGCAGCAGAAAUGGCACUACCUAGUCGACCCAUGUAACUUGGUCUCAUGGAUGUUGUAUAUCAGUUCCACUCAGAUGGUCUUUCCGACCCUAUUCGGAGGUUUCUAUGACAUACAAUUUUCUGCAGCCGCUAUAACAGUUUUCCUCUCCUGGUUCGAGCUACUGCUUUUACUUCAACGCUUCGACCAAAUUGGCAUAUACGUGGUGAUGUUCCUGGAGAUCUUGCAGACGCUGAUCAAAGUCUUGAUGUUGUUCUCGAUUCUGAUCAUUGCGUUUGGCCUGGCAUUUUUCAUACUUCUAUCUAAAGGUCACCAUUUAUCAUUCAGCACAAUUCCCAUGUCUCUCAUGCGUACUUUUGCUAUGAUGCUUGGAGAAAUAGAUUUUGUGGGAACGUACGUGCAGCCGUACUACAACAAAUCCGAAACGGACGUCAUACUACCGUUCCCGAUGCCGACAUUUUUCAUACUUGCACUAUUCAUGGUGUUGAUGCCAAUUCUUCUGAUGAACCUCCUCAUUGGUUUGGCUGUGGGUGACAUUGAAAGUGUGAGGAGGAAUGCACAGUUGAAGAGAUUAGCGAUGCAGGUAGUACUUCAUACAGAGUUGGAGAGAAAACUACCAGCGAUACUAUUGGAGAAAGUUGAUAAAGAUGAACUUAUUGAAUACCCAAAUAAUAAAUGCAGCAAGCUGGGUUUUCUGGACUUGAUCCUUCGCAAAUGGUUCUGUAACCCUUUCACGGAUGAUGCUGGUUUAGACCUAGUGCUGGAGAGUAGCGAGGACUACAUUACGGCGGAGCUGGAGAAACAGAAGCGGCGGCUGCGCGACAUGUCGCAGCUCAUGGAGCAGCAGCACACGCUCAUCCGGCUCAUCGUGCAGAAAAUGGAGAUCAAAACCGAAGCUGACGACGUGGAUGAAGGGGUGUCCCCUUCAGACACAAGAGUGAUCCCUCGAUGGAGUUCCCCUCGCAUCCGCAAGAAACUCCGAACAGCUCCCUCUUUCAACAAAGGAGGGUAAUCUAACGCGUAGGGAUAAAGGUCAAGUUCAUACCCUUCUAUUUUAUCGAUUGCACGCAGCUUCCAAGUAACCCAUAUUCCUUCGUUUGACCCAUAUUUUGCGUAGCGACAUCUGUUCUUUAGGUUCUGAAUUACAAACUUGUUGCGUAUUUGGUUAUAAUCGGAAACUAAUUUUGUAUGCAGUUGUUUCUGCUAAAUAUAAUUUAAUAAUUAGGUAUAUAAGUAACUUAAAAAACUGAUUUGCUUUAGUCAUUAAACUAGUUAUUAUAACCAAAAUUAUAGAACUGGGAGCUAUUUUAUUGCCAUCUAUACAAUUUUGUCUACACCGCUUGAAGGAUACAGUCUGCUAUAAAAAUAAGGCAUGGAAACUCACGAGAAUGAGUUUUCAUUUUCAUUUGUGCCUACUAGAGGUCGGGCCCAUGUGCAAAAGUAAAGAUACGUUUGGUUAUGCUUUUUUGUCUUUAUUUAUAGUUUGCUUUGCGACUUAUGUUUAGUUUUUAGUUCUACUUUACAGAUAAUCAUAAUACUUACAUUAUACUUUCGAAGAUUCAUUGUAAAUGUAUAUCAAUUUAAAAAAAAAUAAUACCGUCAAUUGAUCUAGUAACAGUCUAUCAGAGAUCUAUCAGUUUCUAUCACAAUUCAUAAACUAAUGAAUAAAAUUAAUUUGCUGGUAGUACCUAGAAGUUAUAAUUUGAUUAAUAUUCAAGAUCCUGAAUUAAUUUUAAUUAUGCCGGCCGUUUGAUGUAGUGGUUAAGAACGGACUGCUAUGCCGAGAGGUCCCGGGUUCGAUUCCCGGCCGGGCAGAAAUUGAAAUUAGCUAUGAGAAUUUUAAUUUCUGUGAUGGGUCUGGGUGUUACUAUUUAUGAUAUGUAUCUAUGUAUUUACAAAAAAAAUGUAUUUAAGUAUGUUUAUAUCCGUUGUCUAGUACCCAUAGUUCAAGCUUUGCUUAGUUGGGGACUAGCUGGUGCUGUGUGUAAUUGUCCAAAGAUUUAUUAUUAUUUAUUACGGAUAAUUAAAUAGGGUCCGUACACCUGUUAGUUUUCAUCCACCGUCCUGUUCGCAUCCUGACGACGGAUCACUUUUCAAAUCCUCUUCAGCUAACAGAAAUAUGCUAAUAACCAUCUAUGUAUUUACCAACACAGUAACCAAAACCAAAAGUUAUUUCUAUGAAUUCAAAAAGUAUUUUAUAUUUUUUAAGUCGCUCAAUAGUUUGAAAAAUAAAAUGUAUGAUGACUCCAUUUUCUUUUUAUUUUAAUACCUGGAUAUAAUAUUUGCAAAUUGCAUU
This is a messenger RNA of Ostrinia furnacalis (Asian corn borer), 4699 nucleotides long. RefSeq names its product Transient receptor potential cation channel A1 (gene TrpA1). The record is from RefSeq and is a predicted model, not a curated record. Gene Ontology annotation, cellular component: membrane; transmembrane transporter complex. The annotation marks the transcript as partial. Gene Ontology annotation, biological process: monoatomic ion transmembrane transport. Lineage: Eukaryota; Metazoa; Arthropoda; Insecta; Lepidoptera; Crambidae. Gene Ontology annotation, molecular function: protein binding; monoatomic ion channel activity. The transcript has 19 exons.